GAGAGCCAGGGGGUGGAGUUGAAAGCGAGGGGGUGGAGUCGGGUGGAGUUGAGAGUCUCUGUGCUGCUCGCGUUGCGCAGUGUGGACAACGAUGGCGGGGACGCGGUGCUCGUGUCUCCAUGGCGCCUCCCGCCUUCGUCUCUUCAUCGGCUCCCACCACCUCCUCAUCCUCCUCCUCCUCUAUUGCCGAGGUGAGGUGGCCGCCAUGAAGGUGUACGUGUCGGGGGAGGUGGAGGUGACGAACGGCACGGAGGCGCGCAUCCCCUGUACCUACAAGAGCAGCAACCCCAUCGGCAGCAGCUUCUUCAUCAUGUGGACCUUCAAACCCGCGAUGGGGGGCGCCACAGAGAACAUCCUGACGUACUCGGGCGGCAAGCCGUACCCGACGGGGUCGCGCUUCAUGAGCCGCCUCACUCUGUGGGGCAACGCGGAGAGCGGCGACGCCACCAUCUCCCUGCGCGACACCAAGUUCACCGACAACGGAACCUUCACCUGCAACGUGCAGAACCCGCCCGACGUGGGUGGCCAGGCGGGCAACACUGAGCUGCGCGUCGUUCUCUCCAUGCGAGCAGGAACGCUCUCGGAGGGGAAGCUCGUGGGCAUGGUGAUCGGGGGUCUGGCUGGGGUGGUGAUGCUCACCGUCAUCAUCGCCGCCAUCGCCAUGGUCUGCAAGAAAUAUCGCCGGGGUGGCUACCGCGACAAGGCAGCCGCCACGCGGUCCCCGCAGGACACGCUGCUCACCGAGAAACCGUUCCGGCAUGACGAGGAACGCGAUCUGCACCCUCCCACCCCACCCAACGGGCAGCGGGUCGUCUACGCGUCCCUGGAGAAUCUACCGCCAGGCAAACAUCCGUCGGCACCUCCCUCGGUGGAGUAUGCGACCGUGAAGCCUCUCGCAGCCUCCGUCGCAUAACCACACCGCUCACCACACCACUCACCACACCACUCGCCACACGACUCACUAUAACACUCACCACACCACUGCCCACACUGCUCACCACACCACAUGUUUUCUAAGAGUCUUUAUUCAAAGUGUACAGAGCCGACUUCAUACACACCAUGCUUACCUUACACACCACCGGGCACACUGUUUCCUCUCGGUCCAGCCCAAUAAACGUGGAAUGUUGGGCCAACGUUGGCCCAACGUUGGAUAUUUACCCGCAGUGUGUGUCUCGCACACCCUGCAAACAUACCAACACAAAGUGUUAAACCUCCACUGUUGUACCCGCCACUGCCCAUGAUAUCACUACCCCUGGUCUAUAAACCUGGUUUCCCUACACCUGAUAUCCCCAUACACCUGGUAUCCCUCCUACCCCUGAUAUCUCUACCCCUGAUGGCUCAACACGUGAUCAAUCUGCACCUUACACACAACUGAAAUCUCUACCCUCACCUCCUGAAUAUGUUCCCCGAGGCCGUCGUGACCACUGUAUAUGGGACUGUCAGACAGAAUGUCCCCUGAAUAUAGAUCUUCUGUUGAUAAGAGAAUAAUGUCAUUGUACAAUGUUAUACGUCAUUGUUUCAUUUUAUAAUUUUACUGUUGAGUUUGUUUUCUAAGAGUCUUGAUUCUAAGUGUACAGAGCCGACUAGCCGGUUGGCGGGAGUGCGGCAGGAGUGUCGCUUCUGCGCAGCCGGUGCCUUGUGACCACCAUGACCUCUGAACUCUAACCCUCGCUCCCUGCCAAUCCCUAAUCCGUAGCGUAACCUUGUUUAAAGGGGGCGGGGGGGGGGGGGCACGACGCAGUGAACGUUAAACUCUAAAGCGAGCGUAGAGCACGACAGGGAGUGAGUAACGAGGCGAUCUGCGCGCUGCUCUCUCUGUCUCUCUAUCGGGGCCCUGGGCGUAAGAGAAGCCACAGUGCCCAUUGCCUAACCAUACUGUACUCAUUUUCGUACCAACGUGUUGUAAACUUAAGCUGUAACGAAGACGGGUGGAGGGGCUCAUCCCAGCCCCUCCUUCCCUCCCCGACGCCUCAGCACUAUCCCAGUCUCGACAUUUCAUUUUGCUGGGAGAUCGCUCCGCCUGAUUUUGAGUUACCGCGUCCAGAUUCUGGAAUUUCCUCAAACUUUGCGGCGCCAACGGAGGAGAGACACCAGACCCCGUGGGGCCAAUGGCAAGGUCUCCUUUUUUCUUCCUUCCACACCCCGGCGGCCUUGACCCUUGUCGCGUGCGUAGGCAGACAGGUCCCGGUCUCCUCUCAUGGCCAGGCAAUGGGGGCCAGAAGACAGAACGUGCUACGACGUGGCGGCAAUGUUGUAGGUUUUAAGUAAGAUGUCCCCUGUAACUGCCGCGCAAGCGACAGUGUUACGAAAUGUUACUUUGGUGAAAUGGCGAGAACCCUCGCGAGCGACCAUAGAGCACUCACCUUGUGAGUGUUACGACCUCACUAGGAAUCCCCAUUCACUUUGCUUUACAAUCCAUCCCCGCUUUGGAAAUCUGGGUUCGCACUGCAAUCGUAGGCUGCCAGAUUUAAGAUACAUUUAGAGAUAAUUCUCUGUCCUCUGGUCCCCGGUUCUCAUGUCACUGGGCAGCCGCCAGGUGAUGUGGACCCCCACCAUAGACGACGCUGGCAACAUUCUCCUUUGUGAUGCAAUAUUCCUCGUCGUAUGGGUCACCCCCCUCUGCCAGUGUGGUGAGAGAUUCUUCCCACAAGAGGCCCCAUUCUUUUUGUACUACAGAGCUGGCAACACUCGUGGAAGGCCUAGGCUUUCCUGUAGCAUGGUGGCCUGCUGUCCACCCUGACCCCUGGGUCCCCAUACGAGGGAUUGCCACCUGUCCCGGAAUUGGCAUCUGUUUUUGGGUGGCGGGAAUUUAUUUGUACCGAAAUGUGGCGGUACUGUGUUGAACUUGUUACAGUUUUCUGCACGGUUUUGACACCCAGGCUGACUGAGCAACAUGUCCGGGUCUGGUUUAUAAUGUAAAUGGUGGCGACCCUCCCCUCACGCCCUUGGUGGGGACCCGUCAAUGUCUUUACUUCACCUCACGGGGGAAAACUUCCAGCUUCGACCAAUCUCCUCGCGACCCUCCGCAUGGCCCUAUCCUAACCCUGGAGUGCUAGAGCUAGGUGUCUGCUGAUGAUUGGAGGCAUCUGGGUUUGGUGUCUUAGCGGCAGUCAGUCUGUCCCUUGUGUUCCUGGGAUAAUUUUAUGCCUGUUUGUCUUCCAAUAAAAUAUAUAUUUUAUGCUAAAUUUGA
Molecule: messenger RNA, 3190 nt
Organism: Petromyzon marinus (sea lamprey)
Lineage: Eukaryota; Metazoa; Chordata; Hyperoartia; Petromyzontiformes; Petromyzontidae
Gene: MPZL2
Product: myelin protein zero like 2
Cellular component (GO): plasma membrane
Source: RefSeq, a predicted model, not a curated record